GAGACGGAGGCCAUGCGGCGAAGCGGACCCAAGAGCGGCGUUGUUCUGGCCCCGGUGGCUGGGGUCCAUGAUGCCUGUCAGAUGAUCAGCAGAGCCCAGCUGGGCCAGGAGCCCCCCCGGAGGACCGUGCUGGGGGUGCUCACCGAGAACGGGCAGUACAGGAGGGCCUGCGGCCAGGGGAUCACAGCAAUCGGGUGUUUCUCUGGAUCGGAAAAUGCCGUCCCUCCAGCUGGGAAAAAGGCGCCGUCUGACUGCGGGGUCCGUGUGCCGUCCAUGCAAGGAUUCGAUAUCUACAUGGAUGAGCCUGGACAGGGAGACAGAGAGAGCUCUUCAGGGAGAGAGGAAAUGGUGUUUGAGGAGGUGUACGGGGUAGACACCAGCGCUCCCAAGUCGGAUCUCCACUUCCUGCUGGAUUUCAGCACAGCUUCCCCAAUGCUGGUCGAUUCCUCUCUCCAUUCUCAGUCUGAAGAUGUGUCCGAUUUUGGUUCCGACGUGAUAAAUGUGACUGAGUAUGCUGAAGAAAUUCAUCAAUAUCUCAGAGAAGCUGAAGUGAGACACAGACCCAAAGCUCACUACCUGAGGAAGCAGCCAGACAUCACGGAGGGCAUGCGUGCCAUCCUGGUGGACUGGCUGGUGGAGGUCGGGGAGGAGUACAAGCUCCACACGGAGACUCUGUACCUGGCCGUCAACUUCCUGGACAGGUUCCUGUCGUGCAUGUCAGUUCUGAGGGGGAAGCUGCAGCUUGUGGGGACGGCGGCUAUUCUUCUGGCCUCGAAAUACGAAGAGAUCUAUCCCCCCGAAGUGGAUGAGUUUGUCUAUAUAACUGAUGAUACGUACACCAAGCGACAACUGUUAAGAAUGGAACAUCUGCUGCUGAAAGUCCUGGACUUUGACCUGACUGUACCAACCACCAACCAGUUCCUCCUUCAGUACUUAAGGAGGCAAGGGGUGUGCAUUCGGACCGAGAACCUGGCCAAGUACGUAGCAGAACUGAGUCUACUGGAAGCUGAUCCGUUCCUAAAAUAUCUUCCUUCACUGAUAGCCGCAGCAGCUUAUUGUCUGGCAAACUAUACCAUCAACAGGCACUUCUGGCCAGAAACCCUUGCUGCCUUUACAGGCUACUCGCUGAGUGAGAUUGUGCCCUGCCUGAGUGAGCUGCACAGAGCCUGCCUUAACAUGCCCCGUCGACCUCAGCAAGCAAUCAGGGAGAAGUACAAGGCUUCAAAGUACCUGCACGUGUCUCUCAUGGAGCCUCCUGCUGUCCUUCCUCUGCAGUGA
Molecule: messenger RNA, 1278 nt
Organism: Trichechus manatus latirostris (Florida manatee)
Lineage: Eukaryota; Metazoa; Chordata; Mammalia; Sirenia; Trichechidae
Gene: CCNA1
Product: cyclin A1
Exons: 8
Coding region: 13-1278 (421 amino acids)
Biological process (GO): regulation of cyclin-dependent protein serine/threonine kinase activity; mitotic cell cycle phase transition
Cellular component (GO): cytoplasm; nucleus; cyclin A2-CDK2 complex
Molecular function (GO): cyclin-dependent protein serine/threonine kinase regulator activity
Source: RefSeq, a predicted model, not a curated record